AUGGACAUCGCCACCAUCGCUGCCGCACGCGAUCUGCUACUCGCCGCCCUUCCAACUCACAAUCUCCCAGCGAUGGUUCCUCUCACCGAUGCGUGCGCCAUUGUCACCACUGCUGCCGACAUCGCCACCUUUGCCGUCACCGCUCUCCUUGAUGGCCAGGCGUCUGCAAGCAACACUGCAGCAGCGUUCAAGUCCUCCUCCAUUGACUUUGCCACCGAGACAGAUCUGUCUAUUGAGCGCAUGGCCUUUGACACCAUCGCCGCCCGCUUCCCGCACCAUCAUCGCAUCGGCGAAGAGUCCGCACCGUCGUCGACCUCGGCUGCGUCCGGCGACACCUUCUUCGGCCCAUCUGCCAUCACUUGGGUCAUCGAUCCGGUCGAUGGGACAACCAACUACACUCACGGCUUUCCCUUUGUCUGCAUCUCCAUCGCCGUCGUGGUAGCUGGCGAGCCGCUCGUGGGCCUUGUUGCGGCACCCUUUCUCCGCGACGGCCUCUACUUUGCCUGGCUCGGUCUGGGCAUGCUCCAUGGCUCGACAUGGCUCGUCCCGCUUGCUGACCGCCCCACCCCACCGCCUACCACCAUUGCUCAAGCUCUCAUUGCCACAGGCUACUCGUACGACCGCUCGCAUACAGCUCUUGCCGCACAGCACGCUGCAGAGACCGCUCUCGCAGGCGACCCAGAUCCCUGCCGCGGCAUCCGCAACAUCGGCUGCGCAGUCAUGGCCAUGACUCUCGUUGCCACGGGCGCUCUUGAUGCCUACUUUAUUCAUGGUCUGCACAUCUGGGACAUGGCCGCUGCCGUUGUCUUUCUCCGCCAACUCGGCGCUGUCCUCUACUCCACCGAUGGCUCGGCGUUUGAUCUCUGCGCACGCAACUGCCUCGUCGCUGCCACGGAUGACCUCGCUGCUGCCAUUCUCCCUUGCCUCACUCCGCUUGACGUUCCGCGUGAGAUCCUCUGA
Messenger RNA from Thecamonas trahens ATCC 50062, 960 nucleotides. RefSeq names its product inositol monophosphatase. Bases 1 to 960 code for a protein of 319 amino acids. Gene Ontology annotation, molecular function: inositol monophosphate 1-phosphatase activity. Gene Ontology annotation, biological process: inositol metabolic process; signal transduction. The record is from RefSeq and is a predicted model, not a curated record. The transcript has a single exon. NCBI's taxonomy places the organism in Eukaryota, Apusomonadida, Apusomonadidae.